AUGCGUACAGUAAACUUCAACAAUGAGGAAUAUAGCAAAAUUAAAACUGGGCAUUUAAGCAGGGGCAUUCUUUUUGAAGAUGAAAAGUUUUCGAACAAGCAAUCGAAUUUAGAAUCGUUAGUUGGAAGCAGCUUAUCACCGCCAGAAUUCAAGCGACCCCGGGAUACUUGCGAAACUGCAGUUCUCAAAGCGGAUGGUCCUCCUGGUGCGAUUUGUCUCGGAUCUUUAUCCAAUAUCAAUGCAAUACUCUCCAUGUCUUUAAUCGCGGAGCGCCCUAAACUACUGGAAAAUUUAUUCCCUGACCUUAAAGCACAAAACAAUUUCAAUAACGCCAGCGCUUACUCUGGGGCAUUUCGAGUCUGCUUUUGGAUAGACGGUGCAUGUACUUUUGUAGUUGUGGAUGAUUUACUGCCAAUGAUUAAUGGUAAAUUUAUUUGUCCCCACUCUUCCAAUCCAAAUGAAUUUUGGCCGUCCAUUCUUGCGAAAGCCUACGCCAAAUUGCUUGGAGGUUACGAUCGUCUGGAUAACUUGCGUCUUGAGGAUGCAUUACAGGAUCUCACAGGCUGUGUUCUUGAUGUUUUAACAUUUCAUGAUUUGUCAAGCAGUAAUGAACUUCACCGUAUUGAAAUGUUUGAGGCACUUGAACAGGCUUUAUCUGACGGUGCUAUUAUUCUUUUGUGUACCAAGAGUAACUUUAGUACUGACUCAGAAGAAGGUGCCCCAAAGGACAAGGAAAUCACUACAGCCGAUCAGGAUGAAGACUGUUUUGAUGUGAUGUGUGCACCAAGGCGUCUGGGCACGAUAGAUCAAGUUUCCGGACUCUGUUCAAACUAUGCGUACAUGCUAACAAAAACUUGCCUCGUACCACGGGAUCCCAGCGCCAUGGGAGCCGUGCUUUCGGCCCUCAGAAUUACCCAAGAUGCUCCCAAGGACCGUUUACUGCGCUUACGCUCGGUUCUCACAGUCCACUCCAAGGCAACAAGCUUUGGUGAAUGGAAAGGUGCCUACUCGGAGGGUUCUCAGGAGUGGGAGGACCUGAGUGUCCGCGACCGAUCCCGCAUUGGUCUGGUGGUCUCCACAGAGGCAGAGUUUUGGAUACCGCUCUCAGCGAUGGUGAAGUACUUCACGGGCGCCAUUAUAGCUCGUCUACCCAAGACGGGUCCUUUCGGGUCCUGGACCCUGGCCGGCUACAAUGGCAUCUGGCGUGCCGAGAAUAGUGGUGGCGGUCUGGAGUUUCGCAGCUCCUUCCUUCAAAAUCCACAGUACAUGUUCGAAAUGACCAAAGACACUCCCGAGGAGGUGCUGGUUUCGUUGAAUCGGAAGUACACCUGGGAUUUGAAGGGACAGACCAUUAUUGAGGAGACCUCGCCUCCCGCGAUUGGCUUUGCUCUGCUCGAAGUGGAGAGCAACAGAGACGUGCGGGCGCACUUGUUGUCGAUGUGUACCGUGGUGGGCGUGCACGCAGCGAAGAGGCACCGUGCGGUGUUUGGCCGCUACUCCUUGGCUCGGGGACGCUACACCCUGGUGCCCUUCCUGCAGGAACCCCAGCAGGAGGCCGACUACUAUCUCCGCAUUUUCCUGCCUCGCAAUCUCCUCAAUAAGGAGCUAGUCUAUGACCAGCCUCAGCGAGGUGUCUUCGCCAUCUUCACAGGCACCCCAGUGAUAAUCACGCGGGUUAGAUUGUUAUAUGGGGCCAAUCUAGCCAGCCUCAAGCUUCGAAGCUUUGGCUCGACUUCCUCCUCCUCUCCCUACUGCCGAAUUAGCUGCGAGGGGAGCAGCUGUAAUAGUCGUGUGGUGCGGAACAAUAACAAUCCUGUGUGGAACGAAGCCUUCAUUUUCUAUCGUGCCAAGCCCAAUAAGCAACCCAUCAAAAUUGAGGUCUUUGACAAGCGAGCGAUUGGAGCGGAUGAGUUUCUCGGAGAGGGCAUAAUAAACGCACCCGAAUCAACGGGGAGCGGUGAUUUUGACAUAAAUCUCUACACUAAACCGAAAGAUGAGAACAAGGUGCGACUAAAAGGUACCAUCUCGGUAUCCCUGUAUACUGUGGAUAUGGAGAACUACAUGAACAUAUGA
Molecule: messenger RNA, 2073 nt
Organism: Echinococcus granulosus
Lineage: Eukaryota; Metazoa; Platyhelminthes; Cestoda; Cyclophyllidea; Taeniidae
Product: Calpain-5
Exons: 9
Coding region: 1-2073 (690 amino acids)
Biological process (GO): proteolysis
Cellular component (GO): cytoplasm
Molecular function (GO): calcium-dependent cysteine-type endopeptidase activity
Source: RefSeq, a predicted model, not a curated record